Messenger RNA from Triticum dicoccoides, 897 nucleotides. RefSeq names its product serpin-Z2A-like. The coding region runs from base 1 to 897 and encodes 298 amino acids. The transcript is spliced from 3 exons. The record is from RefSeq and is a predicted model, not a curated record. Gene Ontology annotation, molecular function: serine-type endopeptidase inhibitor activity. NCBI's taxonomy places the organism in Eukaryota, Viridiplantae, Streptophyta, Magnoliopsida, Poales, Poaceae.
AUGGAGCUCACGCUGGACUUCCUCCACACCGCCACCGAGUCCUACAAGGCAGAGAUACGCGCCGUCGACUUCGCUGAGGAUGAGGUCAGGGAGGAGACCAGGAAGGAGAUCAACCAGUGGGCGGCGGCGGAGACGAACAAUCUCAUCUGGGAGAUCCUGCCGGAGGGUUCAUUGACCGACCACUCGAGGUUCGUGCUCACCAACGCCAUCUACUUCAAGGGCGCGUGGGAGGCCCGCUUCCCAGAGAACCUCACCGAGGACCAUGAGUUCCACCGCCUCGACGGCGCCGACCCCGUCGACGUCCCCUUCAUGACCCUGCCGGGAACAUGCGAGCUCUUCGUCUCAUACAAUGAAGGCUUCAAGGUGCUCAAGCUCCCCUACAAGGCCGGUGAUGAUGCCAUGUCGCGGUACUCGAUGUGCGUCUUCCUCCCGGACGAGGACGACGGGCUGCACGCCUGCUGUGCCAACAACGCCAUGGUCAGCACUCUCGCGGAUAUGGGUGGCUCCCUGCUUGACCACGUGCCGAAGCUCCGAAGCAGAGUGAGGGAGCUUAUGCUGCCCAAGUUCAAGCUGUCAUUCUUUUGUCGUCUCGCCCAAGUCCUUCGAGGCCUAGGGCUUCGGGAGGCGUUCACCGAGGAGGCCGCCGACCUGUCUGGCAUCAUGGACAAGAGCGUCUGUGACGUGCGCUUGGACGAGGUGUUCCACAAGGCCGUCGUCGAGGUGAAUGAGGAGGGCACCGUGGCGGCUGCCUGCGCCGCCGUCAUCGGCCGCAAGAAGAAAUGUGCAAUGAGGUUGGAGUUCAUCGCCGACCACCCUUUUGCGUUUUAUAUCGUGGAGGAGGUCUCAGGGGCUGUGAUCUUUGCCGGUCAUGUACUGGACCCUUCUAGCUCACCGUAA